GAGCGGGUGAAUCCCCGAAACCCCAAAUCAUCGAGCCCUCCUUCCUUUCUCUCUUCCCCAAAUUCGCACAGCUUCAAUCUUCACUUGUACUGUGGUAAUCAUCAUGGAUUCAAACUUAGACCCUCCGUCCACAGACAAGGGGAUUGCAGUUUCCGGGCCUUCAAAAGAUAAAGUUAAAAGGAAUUAUCGGCACCGAUCUCCAGGUAGUGGGUCAUCUUCAUCUGAUGGGAGUCCUGAGCACAACAACAGCUCUAGCCCAAAACCUUCAAGAGGAGAUCCUGGAAAAAUCUCUGAACAUCAACCGAGAAGGAAAGAUGAUGGGAAAGAAUUAAAUAAUGAUUCCGAGAGGAGCUAUAGGCAUUCUGAUAGGCAGUCCAGAAAUUCAAAGGGUUACUAUGCGCAUCCUGACUACAUCAAAGAUGAGAAGCAUGCAGAUGAUGAAGAAAGAAUUAAUCAGAAGUCAACUUUUCAUCCGGGUAGGGAAUCAAGGGGCAACACUCAUUUUGAUCCUGUCAGGUCAAGAAACCAUUCACGGUACCUCAAUAAAGAUUCUCAAGAUAAAUAUGAUAGUUUUGAACAUAGGAGCAGGGAUAAAGACAGAGGAUCUAGAUUUCUCGAUUACAAAAAAUAUAAAGAUGACUCAUUGUCAGAAAGACUUGGAUCUGGUAAAAGUGUUGGACAUUUUGAAGAUAUGGAAAGUGAGAGAUAUAGGCAUAGAGCAGACAGAGAUUCUCAAGAUGAGAAAAGAGAUUAUCGUAGAAGUUCAAGAAGCGAAAGGAAUUUCUCUUAUGAAGAGUCUAUGGGGCAUCGAAGUGAGUCAAUUUCAAGGAGAGAUGACAUUAAACAUCGUGAGAGUGAAGGUUAUAAGAGUCACCUGAAGGAAAUGGAUGAUGAAAAGCUUGAAAGGGAUCAAAGAAAGAAAUAUGAUGAUACCGAAACUAAGAGGAGCAAGGACCAAAUCACUAAAGAGCCUACAGAGAGUUAUGAGAAUAAAGAUAUGUGUAGGAGUCAAGAUCAAGGAUCUGCUGCAAAACGAUCAAAGUUUUAUAACUUGGACAGGGGCAUUGCUGGUCAGGAAGAUGUUUCCAAGUUCACAACUACAUCUGAUGGAAGGGACUCUUCAAGUUCCAAGCAAAUUCAAGAUGGUAAACUGGAGAAUGACAUAAAUGCUGCAAAAGUUGCUGCAAUGAAAGCUGCCGAAUUGGUAAAUAGGAACCUUGCUGGUGCGGGUCCUGCAGGUUGCCUAACUGCUGACCAAAAGAAAAAGCUGCUGUGGGGCAAUAAAAAGAACACAACUGCAGAAGAGGCAGGUCACCGUUGGGACACGGCUUUGUUUCCUGACCGGGAAAGACAAGAAAAGUUCAAGAAACUCAUGGGUGUGAAGGGGGAAGUGAAGUUGGAGCAGAACCCCAACAGCCAAGAGAGCACCGAUCUUCUCAGAGCCGAGAAGCAGAAGGAACUCCAGCAGGAUCUAGAGAAGCAGUAUACAGCUGGAUUGAGAAGAAGAGAUGGCCGCACUGUUGGUUUAGGUCUUUAAGCAUUCUAAGAUUCUAUUGUACCGUUAAAACAUUGGGAUAUUCUGUAUUACUCUUGUGCCAUAGCUGUGCUUACCACCUUUCUGUCGGUCUCACUUGGAACAUAUUCUAUUGUACUGUAAACCUGAGGUCCAUUUUACUUAUUGUUUUCCUAUUGGUGGAAUUCUUAUAUUCAUUUGUUUGCGUCUUAUCUAUUUUACUCAUUGUUUUC
This is a messenger RNA of Fragaria vesca subsp. vesca, 1746 nucleotides long. RefSeq lists its product as uncharacterized. The record is from RefSeq and is a predicted model, not a curated record. Bases 104 to 1537 code for a protein of 477 amino acids. NCBI's taxonomy places the organism in Eukaryota, Viridiplantae, Streptophyta, Magnoliopsida, Rosales, Rosaceae. The transcript has 7 exons.